UCGUUACUGUGGUGAUGGUUGAUUCCAAGGGACAUAGUAGUGAACUUUUUGACUUUUCGAAGUCUUUGAUAAACUUUUAAUUGAACUUAGCAAUUUGUGACUCCUUAGAAGAUGCCUGUGAAAAAGAAAAGUGGAAAAUCUAAAUCUGGGGGAAAAAAGAAAGGAGCGAAGAAGGUCAAGAAGUCCAAGGAAGAGCUAGCUAAGGAAAAGCUAGAGAAAGCUGCGGCAGCCUUUGAGGCAGCAGAUGAUCUUCAUUCUGCAUUUGUAGCUCGUAUGGACAAAUGGAUGACUGAUAACUAUGCACGAGCUAUUGAUCUCUUUCGGCGAUUUGAUGUGGAUGGUGAUGGUAGCUUGUCAUAUGAGGAAUUCUAUGCUGGAAUGCGAGAUUUAAAUGCACCAGCAAAUAACUUAGAGCUUUACAUUCUUGCAAAGAAGUUAGACAGGGAUGCCAAUGGCUUGCUAGACUACCUUGAGUUUUCCAAAGGUUUAAAAUAUUACAAGAAAGAGGAAUGUGUUCAAGAUGAUGGUUUGCCUGUUCUGAAAUUUGAAAGAGAGGAAUUGGAACAAUGCCCCUGUUGUAAACUUGGAUUAUGGAAACCUUCAAAGGAAAAGUUUCCUAGGUUUAUAAGCAUGGAACUUCAACUCCUGACAUUUGCCAACUUGCCACAGAUGAAAUCAUAUCCUGGACAUUUCCAGAUAUUUGUCCAUGCUCACAUACCAGUUUAUUCUGUGGAAUCAAUAAUCAAUGAACGAUUUGGAGGAACAACUAGGAAGGUUGUAAUAUACUGCACCUCAAAAGAAGGCAAACGAAUACAUUUAGAUCGUCACAAGACUCUUGAAGAGUGUGGCUUCACUGGUGGGCCAAGACCAGAACCACAGCUUGUGGAAUUAUUUUACGAUUUUGAUGUAGAGUUUAAUGACUGCCCAAUUCUUAUGAGUGAUCAUUAUUUUACAUAAUAAUUUGCAAGAAAUUGGUAAGCUUCUGAUUACAGUGGAUCUAGCUCAAAAUGUUCUAUAGUCUGUGUAGAAUUUUUUUUUUUUUACUUCCGUGCAAAACUUGAAUCUUAGUAAAUGUUGAUUUAAGCUUGUGUGAUGAUUGCAAUAUUAAGCCAUGAAAUAAUUUUGUAAAGAUAGUUUUAUUUGUUAAGUUAUCUGUGUGUAUAUCUAUAUUCAGAGUCUAGAGAGAUAAUAUAUUAAACACCAUUAAAUAUUUUACUCCCUUUUCAUCUACAUCACUAUAAGCAAGCUGUUUAAGGCUUUUUAAGUUUUGAAGCCUUUGAACUGAUUUACUGUUGAACAGUGUACAUAGGUUUUUAACUUUCGUGUCACUUAAUCUUAUUUUGUAUAGAUUAAGAUGCCAUAGGUUGAACAAAAUAGAAUACCAUUGUUACAGAGAUUAAAAGUGAUUGUAGAGUCAU
Molecule: messenger RNA, 1418 nt
Organism: Pocillopora verrucosa
Lineage: Eukaryota; Metazoa; Cnidaria; Anthozoa; Scleractinia; Pocilloporidae
Molecular function (GO): calcium ion binding
Source: RefSeq, a predicted model, not a curated record